AUGAAAUUUAAUAGACCAAUGGUAUUAUUAACAGAUAUUGGAGGAUUAGGGAAAUGUCAAGAAAUGUUAAAUAAUGUUAUGAUGGAAAUAAGAAAGAUAGUAUUAAGAAAAGGAUGUUGUUUACUUCCUGUUGAAUGUGGAGGAAGAAUAAUGGAAUAUAUGGAAAUGGUUUAUAUUUCAUGUGAUGUUGAUAUUAAUAGGGUAAUUAAAGAUGCAUCAUUUUAUUGUAUUUCAAGUGUAGCUGAUCAAAUUAAAGAAAUGAAUAAAACUAUAAUGGAAUGGGUUCGUGAUGGGACUGAUAUUACUAAUUUUAAAAACAUAUCAUUUCAAGAUAAUUUAGAGAAAUUAAAACGAGACCUUGAUGCAAGAAAACCAUGUGUUGUUUUUGCUACAUUAGCUUCCUUCUCUGUUGGAAGUAUUUCAAGAGAUGUUUUAUUAAAAAUUUGUAGAGAUAAAAGAAAUGGAAUUAUUUUCCUUGAACCACCUCAAAAAGGAACUGUUGCAAGUGAAAUUGAAGAAUUUGCUAAUCCAAUGAAUCAAAAAACAAGUGUUAAAGUUGAUGUAUGGCAUACAGAAGAUUAUACAGAAGAAGAAUUAAAAGAAAUUGAAGCAUUAAAAGAACAAAAAGCAAAAGAAGAAAAUGAAAAUAAAGAACAUCAAAUUGAAGAAGAAAAAGUUCAAGAAAAAGAAAUAGAAGAAAUAGAGGAAAUUGAAGAAGAAAGUGAAGAAGAUAAAAAAACUAUGUGGCAAAUUAAAACAGAUUUAUAUGAAGAUGAUUUAGAAGAUGUAGGAGGAUUAUUUCCAUUUUUUCAUAAUAAAGUUGAAACAACAGUUUAUGGAGAUAUUUCAACAUUUAAAAUUGAAAUGAGUGUUGAAGAACCAUUAUUAGGAAAUAAAGAUGUAGAUGAAGUUAAUGAAAUAGAAGAUUAUCCUCGUAAAUAUGUUAAAGAAGAAGAAGAAUUAAUUAUUAGUUGUACUGUAGCAUCAUAUGAUGUUAGUGCUGAAAUGGAAACAACUAAAAUUCGAUCAAUUAUUGCAAGAUUAAUUCCUAGGAAUUUAGUUUUUGUUUCAGCAUUAGAACCAAAUGGAAUAGAAUGGUUUAAACAAAAUUUACCUCAUAGUAACAUUUAUGGAUUUAAUAAUACUGAAAUAAUGACUACUGUAUGUCCUGUAACUCCUUCAGAAACAUUUACAAUCGAUGAUAGCUUAUUAACUGUCAUGAAAUUAAAUCAUUUUAAAGAAUUUAAUUUAGGACCAAUUGAUGCAAAAGUAGAAGAUGGAACAUUACUUCCUAUCACUCGACAACAAAGAAAACGUCAUGAAUCAGUUUAUAUUGGUGAAUUACCAAUUAAAGUUUUAACUAAAGCAAUUGAAACAGAAAAUAUUGAUGUUAAAAUUGUUAAUGGAACAAUUGUAUGUGCUAAUGGAACAAUUACUGUUUCAAAAGAACCAUCAGAUGUACCUAAAUUUAUUGUAAGAGGAAGAAUGAAUAAAGCUUUUUUUAAAGUUAGAAAGAUAGUUGCUGAACAAUUUUGCAUUUUGUAA
Messenger RNA from Entamoeba nuttalli P19, 1545 nucleotides. RefSeq names its product cleavage and polyadenylation specificity factor 100 kDa subunit, putative. Gene Ontology annotation, molecular function: RNA binding. Gene Ontology annotation, cellular component: mRNA cleavage and polyadenylation specificity factor complex. Gene Ontology annotation, biological process: mRNA 3'-end processing by stem-loop binding and cleavage. The coding region runs from base 1 to 1545 and encodes 514 amino acids. Lineage: Eukaryota; Evosea; Mastigamoebida; Endamoebidae. The record is from RefSeq and is a predicted model, not a curated record. The transcript has a single exon.